AAGACCAAUACACAAGGACAACAAUAUUAUAGAAAAGAUGGCUAGAACCAUGAACAUGAACAAUGUGAUGGUCCUUGCUAUAGCAAUCAUAGCAAUAUCCGUAGUGCUACCUACAACAGAAGCUGCAUUGUAUACCGUCGGCGACGAGUUGGGUUGGGCUAUUCCUCCCGAAGCUGGCUAUUAUGCUGCCUGGGCUUCCAAGCAUAGCUUCUUCGUUAACGAUAUUCUAGUAUUUAACUUCACUGAAGGAGAAGAAGACUUGGCUAUGGUAACCAAGGAAGAUUUUGAUGCGUGUAACACCUCGAAUCCCUUGUUUUAUUUCGAUGAACCACCAACGCUUAAAUUUCUCGCAAGUGACACGUUUUAUUUCACGAGCACCUUUGACGGGCACUGCCCCAGAGGGCAAAAGGUAGCUAUUUACAUCGCUCCGUCUUCAGCCACUCCCCCAUGCCCAAGUCCAACUGCUGCUGUUCAGGCUCAUGCGACAAUCCCCAUCAAAUUUGUGUCUAUGAAGGUCAAGCAAGGCAAAAGAUCAUGAUUUCAAUAACCAUCCAUGAGGUCUUGAAGAGUCAUUAACUGUGUACUUGGCUCGUAUCGGCUACGAUCGAGAACCCCUAAUAAAGUUAUGAUUAUGUUUAUGUACCCACUCUUUGAUAAUUUUUCACAUGGAUAAUAAAUUUUAGUUUAUGCAACGUAGCCACUACUAAUAUUUGGCUCAAAGAA
This is a messenger RNA of Malus domestica (apple), 723 nucleotides long. Lineage: Eukaryota; Viridiplantae; Streptophyta; Magnoliopsida; Rosales; Rosaceae. The record is from RefSeq and is a predicted model, not a curated record.